This is a messenger RNA of Cuscuta europaea, 1867 nucleotides long. The record is from the annotation of a GenBank genome assembly. NCBI's taxonomy places the organism in Eukaryota, Viridiplantae, Streptophyta, Magnoliopsida, Solanales, Convolvulaceae.
UAUAUAUAUAUAUAUAUAUCCAAUUCAUUGAUCGAUUGAUUGAUCGAGCGAAGGAUAGGAUGUUCGUGGAGAGGUUUAAGGUGGAGAGCCCCAACGUUGCAUACGGAGAUGGGGAGAUACACUCUGUUUACAACUAUGAGACAACGGAGGUGGUGAUGGAGCGGGACGAGUGGGUGGUCAAACCCAAGACCGUCAGAUAUGAGUUCAAGACCGACACCCGAGUCCCCAAGCUGGGGGUCAUGCUGGUGGGCUGGGGCGGCAACAACGGCUCCACGCUCACCGGCGGCGUCAUCGCCAACCGCGAGGGCAUUUCCUGGGCCACCAAGGAUAAGGUCCAGCGAGCUAACUUCUUUGGUUCUCUCACUCAAGCUUCCACAGUCAGGCUCGGCUCCUUCCAUGGCGAGGAGAUCUUUGCCCCUUUCAACUCUCUUCUUCCCAUGGUGAAGGCAUCGGAGAUAGUGUUUGGAGGGUGGGACAUAAGCAAGAUGAAUCUAGGAGAUGCGAUGGCGAGGGCGAAGGUGUUUGAAAUAGAUCUGCAGAAGCAGCUGCGGCCGUACAUGGAGUCCAUGGUCCCUCUCCCGGGCAUCUUUGACCCUGAUUUCAUUGCGGCCAACCAAGCCUCCCGUGCUGACCAUCUCAUCCCAGGAACCAAGCAACAACAACUCUACCAAAUCAUCAAAGACAUCAAGGAGUUUAAGGAGAAGAAGAAGGUGGAGAAGGUGGUGGUGCUAUGGACUGCGAACACAGAGCGAUACAGCAAUGUGAUAUCUGGGCUGAACGAUACAAUGGAAAACCUGUUGGCUGCCUUGGAAAGAAAUGAAGCAGAAAUUUCGCCGUCUACCCUUUACGCCAUAGCCUGUGUCAUGGAGAAUGUGCCUUUCAUCAAUGGAAGCCCACAAAACACUUUUGUCCCCGGGCUUAUUGAUUUUGCUAUCAGGAGGAACAGUUUGAUUGGUGGAGAUGACUUCAAGAGUGGGCAGACCAAAAUGAAAUCUGUUCUGGUAGAUUUCCUUGUUGGGGCUGGUAUCAAGCCAACAUCAAUAGUGAGCUACAACCAUCUCGGUAACAAUGAUGGGAUGAAUCUGUCUGCUCCACAAACAUUCCGCUCCAAGGAGAUAUCGAAGAGCAAUGUUGUUGAUGACAUGGUUUCUAGUAACGGCAUCCUCUACGAACCUGGUGAACAUCCCGACCAUGUAGUAGUCAUCAAGUACGUGCCCUACGUCGGAGACAGCAAGAGGGCGAUGGAUGAGUACACCUCAGAGAUUUUCAUGGGCGGUAAGAACACCAUUGUUCUUCACAACGUUUGUGAGGAUUCACUUCUUGCCGCUCCCAUCAUCUUGGACUUGGUCCUCCUCGCUGAACUUUGCUCCCGAAUCCAGCUCAAAUCCCAAUAUGAGGCCAAGUUCCACUCCUUCCACCCCGUGGCUACCAUUCUCAGCUACCUUACUAAGGCUCCUUUGGUGCCACCUGGCACACCGGUGGUGAAUGCGCUGUCGAAGCAGCGGGCGAUGCUAGAAAACAUUCUUCGGGCUUGCAUUGGGUUGGCACCAGAGAACAACAUGAUCUUGGAAUACAAGUGAUCUCACACACCAUCAUCUUGCAAUCAUCAAUUUGGAUCCCUCCCUUUGUCUCUUAUGCUACUUUCAUCUUGUGUGCAAUAUAUCCUAAGAGCUAGUUAAUCUUCUGGUGUAAUUUAUAUCUAUCGCCUGGUGUCGUUAUAUUACUCCCCAGGCUUUACACAAAUCUUCUCUGCAUUACUUCGUAUGAAUAAUAUUGGAAACAUUAGUAUUUAGUACGUGUAAAUAAACGGGUACAUUUCUUGUUUUAUUAGUUGCACUAAUUCUUUACACAUGCAGGAUUCUGUAAA